This is a messenger RNA of Rubroshorea leprosula, 1979 nucleotides long. The record is from the annotation of a GenBank genome assembly. NCBI's taxonomy places the organism in Eukaryota, Viridiplantae, Streptophyta, Magnoliopsida, Malvales, Dipterocarpaceae.
AAAAUCCCUUUCAACUCAUCUUCCCUCUGUAUAUCUAAAUUUUGUGCCAAAAGGGAAAAUGCCCAUAACCGUCAGUUGCGGCUAUCCCAAUCCAAAUCUGCCAAUGCAUAACUUAAGGGUUGGACCCAAUUCACUGUCCAGUAUCCGAAACUUGGGAUUUGGUCUGAGUUUGAGUUGGAGUGAUCCUCAACUCUUGUCUAAAAAUGGUCGGAUUUCAAUCCCCACUCAUCACACCACUAAUUGGAAAAGCCGUCACCGUCGAGGUGGCGUACUCAGGGCUGCUGCUACUGAUUACUAUUCCACCUUGAAUGUCAGCCGUAAUGCCACUUUGCAAGAGAUAAAGGCGUCUUACAGGAAGCUAGCUCGUAAAUAUCAUCCAGAUGUGAACAAGAGUCCUGGAGCAGAAGACAAGUUCAAAGAGAUAAGCGCUGCAUAUGAGGUUCUAUCAGAUGAUGAGAAAAGAUCUUUAUAUGAUCACUUUGGUGAGGCAGGUUUACAGCAAGAAUAUGAUGGAUUGGGCAGUUCUCAACGAGGGGUUGAUCCUUUUGAAUUGUAUAAUACAUUCUUUGGCGGUUCAGAUGGGCUCUUUGGAGGAAUGGGUGAUCCAGGAAGCUUUAACUUCAAUUUCAGAAACAUGGAAAAUCCACGUCUUGAUAUUCGGUAUGACCUUCAUUUAAGUUUUGAAGAAUCUAUUUUUGGAGGACAGCAUGAAAUUGAGGUCUUCCGGUUUGAAACAUGUGAUGAUUGCAGUGGAACUGGUGCUAAAUCCAGCAGUUGCCUGAAACCAUGUGGUGAUUGUGGGUGUAGAGGAGUGAUUAUGAAUACUGAGAGGACACCAUUUGGAAUGGUGUCACAGGUAUCUACUUGCUCAAAAUGUCGUGGUAAUGGCAAGAUAAUCACUGAUCGCUGUCGAAGAUGUAGAGGCAAUGGUAAAGUACGAUUGAAGCGCAACUUGGAAAUCGCCGUUCCACCGGGGUGUAGUGAUGGUGCCAGAAUGCGAAUUGCAGGAGAGGGCAGCUUUGAUAAGAAAAGGGGCUUAGCAGGUGACUUAUUCAUAUUCCUCCACAUAGAUGAAAAAGAGGGAAUUUGGAGAGAUGGUCUUAACCUUUACUCUAAGAUUAAUAUUGAUUACACUGAGGCAAUACUGGGGACUGUGUUGAAGGUAGAAACUGUUGAAGGCAUGAAAGAUCUUUGGAUUCCUUCUGGGAUUCAAACUGGAGAGAAAGUAAAAUUGUCACGAAUGGGGGUUCCAGAUAUAAACAAACCUUCUGUUCGGGGUGAUCAUAACUUUAUUGUGAACAUUGUGAUCCCAAAACAUGUCAGUGACAGAGAACGUGCCCUCAUUGAGGAGUUGGCUUCACUCAAGGCAUCCAGCAGAAGUCAUUCUUCUACUGGGACUGGUGACAGUGCUUCAAGAAGAGGGAUUAAGCAUGUGACAUCUUUGUGGAACUCAAUCAAGACCUUCUUGGGGCAAAAGCAGUCUCAAGAAAGGUUUGCAUCAGUUAAUGUGGAUAUGUUAACACCAUUGUGGAGAUGUAACAAGCCAGAUUCCCCAACAACACUCUCACUCUUUGCAGUCUUCAUUUUGACUUGUAUCUUAACCUCGAUUGCUAAGGCCAAGAAUGUUAUUAUAUGGACACGACGAAACACACACCAAAGAACAAUUAAAGAUCAUUGAAAGCAAUUCCCGCUCAGCCAAGGUAAAUGAAUGGUUAAGAAACAAACUGUGGAAAACUGUAGUCUAUUCCUUUCCCUUAACUGUACAGGAGAAAGAGAUGCAGGAGUGGAUGUAUUGUACCAGUUUCAGCCACACAUCCCUCACUGAAACAGUUUUGCUUUGGAACCAGAUUCCUGAAUCAUUGUUUAUGUUCACUUCAUCUGUAACAAGCUCCACACUGAAACGUAGAUCUAGUGUUCUUCUAGAGCUGAAAUUUGUUUAAUGAUUAUCAUACAUGCAAAAAGAAAUAGUAAAAUUUAGU